AUGGAGCCAGGGCUGCAGCAAGCAGGCAGCCGUGGGGCCCCUUCCCCCGACCCAGCCAUGCAGAUGCCACCCGACUCGGUGGCCAGCCCCUGGAGAAGCACGAGGCCCUGGAGAACCACAAGCCACAGCUACUUCUACCUCAGCACCAUCGCGCUGGUGUGCCUCGUUGCGGCAAUGGCGAUCAUCCUGGUCCUGGUAGUCCAGAAGAAAGACUCCACUCCCAGAACAACUGACAAGGUUCCCCUUAAAGGAGGAAAUUGCUCAGAUGACCUCUUAUGUACCAUGAAAAGAAGUCAUUUCAAGAAGUCUUGGGCUUACCUCCAAGUGUCAAAAAAUCUCAACAAUACCAAACUGUCAUGGAACCAAGAUGGUGCCAUCCAUGGAGUCGGAUACCAGGAUGGGAGCCUGGUAAUCCAGUUCCCAGGCUGGUAUUUCAUCGUUUGUCAGCUGCAAUUUGUUGUGCAGUGCUCAAAUCAUUCUGUGGACCUGACGUUGAAGCUCCUCAUCAAUACCAAAGUCAAGAAGCAGACACUGGUAACAGUGUGCCAGUCUGGAAUUCAAAACGAGAACACAUACCAGAAUCUCUCUCAGUUCUUGCUGUCUUACUUACAGGUCAACUCCACCAUAUCAGUGGUGGUGGAUAAUUACCAGUACGUGGAUACAAAAACUCUUCCUCUUCAAAACGUGCUGUCCAUCUUCUUAUAUAGUAGUUCAGACUGA
Molecule: messenger RNA, 720 nt
Organism: Peromyscus eremicus (cactus mouse)
Lineage: Eukaryota; Metazoa; Chordata; Mammalia; Rodentia; Cricetidae
Gene: Tnfsf8
Product: TNF superfamily member 8
Exons: 4
Coding region: 1-720 (239 amino acids)
Biological process (GO): immune response; CD8-positive, alpha-beta T cell differentiation
Cellular component (GO): membrane
Molecular function (GO): tumor necrosis factor receptor binding
Source: RefSeq, a predicted model, not a curated record